CACAAUUAUAUAUCUUAUUUGUCAAUCUAUCAAGUGUACCAGAUACCGCAAAGGACCCUGAGUGCACACUCUGACAAGCACAGAAACUUCCGGGCUACCUCACGCGCGAACUGCGCUGCUCUGUAUUUGCCCUUUAGUGAUCGUUGACCUUAGAAAUGGACGCGGACCCGCAGCAGAUGGCUGCCAUGAUGGCUGCUCAGGGUGGUAAGGCUGGUGGCGCGCCAAGCCAGGAGGAUAUUGAGGCACAGGAGGAGGCCAAGCGCAACGCGGAGGAGCAGCGCCGCACGAUGCUGGCAGCCUGCAUGACCAACGAGGCGCGCGAGCGACUGUCGCGCAUUGCAAUUGUAAAGCCGGAGAAGGCGCGCGGCAUUGAGAACAUGAUCCUCGCCGCCGCACAGCGGGGGGCGCUUGGGGCCAAGGUGACUGAGGAGCGGCUAGUGGAGCUGCUUGAGCAGAUCAACGAGCGGGAAGGCGCGUCCAAGCCCAAGAUCACGAUACAGCGGCGCCGGCCCAACCUGUUUGAGGACGAUUGAACCAGCAUGAGGCUGUCACUGGAGGCGGAUUGGAGGGCUGCGGGAGCGAAAGGAUGCGGCAAGAUGAGCAUGUGAUGAACAGAUGGGGGGCAGGAGUUUAGGCGGGCGUGUUUUGAGAAGUGGUGCAACGCGGGCGUCGUGGCUGAUCCACCAGGGUCAAAAGUGAGGAGGUGCGGCGUUGGCAGGAACUGGCGAAAGGCAAUGCAACGGACACAUAAGUGGUGCGAAAGCGAUGUGCGGUUGUACGGCGAGCUCGGUGAGCUAAGGGCGGAGGUUGACCAAAGCUUUCAAAGUUGCUGUUGUUGCAAGCAAGGCGUACACCACGGUCUGAGCUGGCUAUGGCUGCAAUAGCUAGCGUGCAUUGUAUGUUGUACAUUGCCUUGGAGGUUGCGAUGAGGCUUUUAUGCAUGCUCGUGGUUUCCGCGAGGGCUUGGAACAGGCUGCCAGUCAGGCGGUGCGGUGAUGGGAAGGUGUUGACGUGUUUCCCGUGUUGAGCACGCACACAACUCAGCCAGUUGCUGAGCCAUGGCGUGGACGUCUGCACGUGACUGUAACAGGACACGCCA
Chlamydomonas reinhardtii is the source of this 1099-nucleotide messenger RNA. RefSeq lists its product as uncharacterized. The transcript has 6 exons. Gene Ontology annotation, molecular function: DNA binding. Lineage: Eukaryota; Viridiplantae; Chlorophyta; Chlorophyceae; Chlamydomonadales; Chlamydomonadaceae. The record is from RefSeq and is a predicted model, not a curated record. Bases 156 to 533 code for a protein of 125 amino acids. Gene Ontology annotation, cellular component: nucleus; cytosol.